AUGGCACUAUGGGCAGAUAGGAUCACUAUUAAGAAGACUAUAGGAACAUCUCCUUUUGAGCUAGUAUAUGGAUCUAAAGCAAGGAUGCCAAUAAACAAUCUUCUGCUUGUGUACAAGUUCAUACAUGAAAACAACCUGGAAAUGUUAGAUCCACUGGAAGAAAAAAUGGAGAUGCUUGCAGAAUUGGAUGAAAGUAGAGAAGAUUCUCAUAGGAAGAACCUGAAGCUGCAACAAAAAAGUAAGUACCUAUUUGAGAAAAAGGCAUCAGAAAGAAAAUUUAAAAUUAAUGAUUUGGUACUAUUUUGGAAUGCUAGAGCCCAAGAUAAAGGCAAGCACGACAAAUUUGACGCCUUAUGGCUGGGGCCAUUUGUUGUUGCAGAGAAGAAUGGUGAGGAUUCAUACUUCCUCACUGAUAUGAACAGUGAAAUGCAGGAACUGCCAGUGCAUGGACAAUUCCUUAAGCAUUUCUUUGCUUGA
Messenger RNA from Cryptomeria japonica (Japanese cedar), 477 nucleotides. RefSeq lists its product as uncharacterized. The coding region runs from base 1 to 477 and encodes 158 amino acids. The record is from RefSeq and is a predicted model, not a curated record. Lineage: Eukaryota; Viridiplantae; Streptophyta; Pinopsida; Cupressales; Cupressaceae. The transcript has a single exon.